AUGUCGAGGGUGAGUUUUCUCAAUUUCCAGUACAGCAUGUCAAGAAAGUCCUCAACAAAACCAUCCCAAUUCACCAUGGCCAAGGAGAGGACAAUGUCCGAUACUCUCCCGACGGUCUUUCAGCCAAACGUCGAGGAGAUGAAGCGUGUAUUCAACAAGUUUGACACCAAUCGCGACGGAAAGAUCUCUCAGGAGGAGUACGUAUCAGUAGUGAAGGCCCUGAGAAGAAGAAAUCCAAAAACCGAGACGGCUAAAGCAUUUCAAGCCAUAGAUUCUAAUGGAGAUGGGUUCAUAGACUUUGAAGAGUUCAUGAAAGUGCAUAACAUGAAUGGUGGAGUGAAGACGAGUGAGAUUCAGAGUGCAUUUCGCGCGUUUGAUCUUGAUGGGAAUGGGAAAAUAAGUGCAGAGGAGUUGUGUGAGGUUAUGAAGAGGUUGGGGGAGAAUUGCAGCUUGGAGGCUUGCCGGAAAAUGGUGAGAGGUGUGGAUACUGAUGGGGAUGGAUAUAUUGACAUGGAUGAGUUCAUGAACAUGAUGACUCACACCACGAAACCAUGA
Messenger RNA from Ilex paraguariensis (yerba mate), 555 nucleotides. The record is from the annotation of a GenBank genome assembly. Lineage: Eukaryota; Viridiplantae; Streptophyta; Magnoliopsida; Aquifoliales; Aquifoliaceae.